Strongylocentrotus purpuratus (purple sea urchin) is the source of this 2444-nucleotide messenger RNA. Its product is annotated as cholinesterase 1. The record is from RefSeq and is a predicted model, not a curated record. The coding region runs from base 309 to 2156 and encodes 615 amino acids. Lineage: Eukaryota; Metazoa; Echinodermata; Echinoidea; Camarodonta; Strongylocentrotidae. The transcript has 10 exons.
UUGUUUUAAUGCAACUCUGGUGUUUACCAACAAACGUUAAAAGAAAAUAGGUCUAUAUGUUGAGGAACAAAAUUAAUGGUUAAAGCUCUGAAAUGGUACAAAAUUUGCAAUUGAGCAACUUUAUUAUUGUGCCAAUCACGUAAUAGUAUGGAUGUAAAUGCCAACAUUCCCAGUGUGUUAUGAAACCUUUGUUUACAUAGCACUGACUACGUCUGCAAACACGAAAAACAAACCAACCUUGUCAACCGCAUAAAAUAUAUAGUACCAGUAUUCUUACAAGUAAGAUCGUGCGUAUUUUGUGUCUAUGCAUGGUCUCAGAAAGAUCAUUCCCUGGAAUUAAAAAAAUGAAGUUUCUUUCCAUCACGUUGUCGAUGUUGAACUUCAUCGUUGGGGUGAUCGGUGAAAGUCCUCGUGUGACGGUCAACGAAGGAACACUAGUCGGAAAGACGGUGGAAUUCAGUGAGAAUAAGUUCAUCAAUAUCACAAAGAAUGUCGAUUUAUUUCUGGGUGUUCCAUUUGCCAGUCCUCCUCAACGGUUCUCUCCUCCAGGACCGAUGACGUCAUGGUCAGGUGACAGGAACGCGACCGAGUUCUCACCAGCAUGUCAACAAGCCCAAUCCAACGCCCUCUAUUACCCAGUCAUGUCAGAAGACUGUCUUUAUCUCAAUGUCUACUCACCAAGCCCGAAGUCGUCUGGACUACCUGUCAUGGUGUGGAUUCAUGGAGGGUCGUUUUCAGCUGGGUCGGCUAUGGACUAUGAUUACUACGGUGUUCCGAUGGUUGCUGUUGGUGACGUCAUCGUAGUUACCAUCAACUACAGACUGGCCAUCUUUGCACAGUUUUCAACCGAGGACUUUGAAGCUCCUGGUAACUAUGGAAUGUUGGACCAGGUUGCUGCUUUGGAAUGGACGUAUAACAACAUCGAAGCCUUUGGAGGUGAUAAGGACCGAAUCACUAUAUUCGGAGAGAGUGCUGGAGGAGCAAGUGUUAGUUUUCAUGUUCUCUCGAAACUCAGUCGAGGGUUCUUCAGUCAAGCCAUUUACCAGAGCGGAACAGCAUUGAAUCCCUGGGCCUUCAAGCACGACCCUGCUGGAGAGACGGAGAAGGCUCAAGAGCUUGGACGAUCGAUGGGUUGCGAUGAUGUAUCAUCUACUGCUGCUUUGGUCUCCUGCUUGAGGAACGUACAAGAUCCUGCAGCACUCACUCAAGCUGCCGAUGUGAUUUACCAGGCAGCCUAUCCCGUGACUUUGGAUGGAACCUUCUUAGAAGAUACCCCAACCAAUCUUUACAAGAUGGGAGACUUUGCCAACGUACCAGUCAUGGUGGGAUUCAACAAAGAUGAAGGAACGUUGUACAUUUUACAAGUUCUUCCCGAGUCCUUCGGUAGCCCGCUACCACCCUAUAUCAAUCGCACUUCCUUUGAAAAUUUCAUCCGAUAUGUCAUGAUUUACUAUGACCGCAACGACGAGAUCGUCAAUGAUGCCGUGUUCCAGGAGUACAUUGACUGGACGAUGGCGGAUGAUGGUGCUGCUGAUUACUUCCAAUCCACAGUUGAUUUCGGCACUGAUUUCGACUUCGUUUGUACAUCAGAUAUGGUGAUGAGGGUGCACGCACAAGCCGGUGGUACUGUCUACAAAUAUUACAUGACGCAUCGUCCAUCUGAGAGUUUAUUCAAGUAUGGUGAUGUAAUUCCUAAUAUUCCUUGGCUGGGUGCUGGGCAUGGGGAAGAGUUGACCUUUGUCUGGGGUCAUCCAUUCAUUGCAGAACUUAAAGAUAUCCAUGGACACAACUUGACGGACGAAGAAAAGGCGCUCUCUGUAAAGCUUAUGAAGUUCUGGACGAACUUUGCAAACUCAGGAAAUCCCAGCAAGCCAAGUAUGGAUGAAGAGCCUGGAGAAGAGGAGGAUUUCUGGCCUCUGUAUACGAUCCCUGAGCUCAACCACAAGGAACUAGCCCUGCAGCUAGGUGAAGGCAGAGCUCUAAGAGCCCGACAGUGCCAUUUCUGGAACGAAUACGUGACAGCACUUCAAGCGUUCUCAAGUUCGAUCGAUGAAGAUCAGAAGGCCUGGCGUGAGAGCUACGAUGAUUGGAAGGAUGAUAUGACUGAAUGGCAACAGACAUUUGAAGAAUACAAACAGCAACCAACAUGCAAUUAGACACAUUCCCUAGCAUGUUCCUCUUCUUUUGGAGAUAUUAACAUCAUUAAUGAAAUCAGUUAUUCCUACAAAAACUCAUAUUAGAAUGACUUAUAAUCCAUUAUGAGAGACUGCGCAUGCUCCUCCUUUACCAUGUAUACCAGAGCCUUCGCUAUAUAGUAUAUAGUCUAGUCAAUGUAUUUAUAUUAAUAUACCACUUUAUAAUUUACAAUCAUUUUUUUUUUGUUAGUGAUAUUUUUUCGUACUCUUAUUACUUAUUACUGAAUUUUUUAAUUUACUGUUUUAACG